UCCUGACAACAAACCACUUUCCAAUUUCAAAAACCAUUCGAACGGUACUCGCUCCGUCGCUCGUGCCGAGUACACGCGAAAGAUCGCGAUGCUUCGAAAAUAAGACGUUCGAAUUUUUUUCUUUAUUUAAAUAUUGGAAAAAAAAAUAUUGUGGAUUUUGGUGCUGUGCAAAAAAAAAAAAGAGGUUGUCAACGACUCUUUUGACAUAUUAUGUUUUUUAUUCAUAUGUGCCAGUGAAAAAUGCUUCAGCCCAGAUUAUACAGAUGUGGUAGUGCGAUAAUGGGGGGUAAAAGGAACUGUGCCCGCUGUGGAUGGAGCUUUGUGUUGGCGAUCGUUUUAGCAUCCACUCUUGUGUCAUGUCAAGACUUAUCAAAUGAGGAGACAGUUGAAGCAUCCAGAAUAAAAAGAGAAGGUGUCCCAGAAAACAGGGCUUUCAACACAAACGGUAUUGUGUACGAUAACUCACCCUGGAGACCAGGAAGGGACAUGGAUCAUGUCAGCCGGCCAAUAACAGAAGAGGACGAUAGGAAAAUGAAGAAUCUGGCCACCAGGAUCAUGUCCAAUGGCGUGGAAGUACUGGUAAAAGACAAAAAUUCUGAUGGGAAACAGGAGCAGACCAAAUAUAUGGAAGUCAAGACGAUUCAACCAUCGGCUCCGAGUAAUAUAUAUGCAAGUAGUUUUCCAAAAAUUGAAAAAAGAAUAGACACAGAAAAUGAAAAUAAUUUUGAUAUAAUUCAACCAUCAGAAAUGGGACAUGUAUCGUGCACAACAUCAUGUUCUUGUUCUAAUACAAAAACAGAAGGAUUAAAAACAAAAUAUACACAUAUUGAUGCUACUCUGCCAGCAGCUUCUAAAUUUGGAAUAAAAACUUCUAAAUAUGGUGCUACAAAAAUGGAUUUUAGACCAACGAAUAAAGAAUCUUUUAAUAAGAAAACUCAGUAUGGUCCUUAUGAAUUCGAAAGCAGUUCACAUUUAGCGCCAACAGAUAGAAUUGUUGAAAAAUAUACUGAAGUUAUUAAUGAUUAUUCAGAGGAAAAAGAUACAAGUUCUGUAGAAGAAAGUGAAUUAUUAACAAACGAGCAAGCUCCAACACCGCCAAAAACUAACAAAAUUGUAAAUAAUAAGAACCAUGAAAAAAAUAAGCCAGACAAACCCCAAAAACCGAAUAAAAAUAAAUUUGUUGUUGCGGAUUUAUUGAAGUUAGGAUCAUUGGGUAUUAAAGGUUUAUCACAGCUGGCACCUGUUAUAGAAAAAAUGACUGGUGGUUUUAUAAAACGUCAAGAUACAAAUAAAACUACUACUACAACAGUUAAACCAGUAGAAAAAUUAACUGCGUAUAAUGUUAAUAAACGAGUUGAUAGCGACAUUGAAUUUAAACAAAACGAUUUUCCUAUAUAUAUUCCAGUGGAUGAGUUAGAGACUUCAGAAUCUCAAGUUUUUUUUACAAAUGCAACAUUGCAUCAGAAUUUAGCGUGGGCUGCAGAGCACAAGCAACCUAAAUCACAUAUCGUCCCACCUAAAAUUAUACAUGAAAGCCCACUUGUGAAUGGCGGUAUUCCCAUUAGCCCCGGUGAGAUAAUUACAGCCCAUUCAGAUGUAAUAGUAGGUAAGCCAGCCGUGGGCGGACCAUUAACCUUGGCUGCUAGUGGAAUUAAACUGCAUAACCCUGUUAGUCCACCACCUAUUGAUAGUUUUGUAGCAGGUAAUGAAGAAUACUUAAUUAAACAGAGGCCACUAAGUGAUCAAGCUUCGUUAACUACUAAAGUAGACGAUUCAUACGAUUUAAGGCCACCAGAUGUACCAAAAAUUAAAUCUAAACCAAACAGAAAUAUUUUUAGACAACCUCAAUCAUCUAUUAAUCAUCAAAGUUCACAACUUCAAAACAAUAUACCAGUUCACAUACCGCAAAUUAUACACCCAUCAGAUAAUAUAAUGAAAACAGAACAUAUAAAAAGUACAAAUACCGUAUUAGGAAAUCAUGGUAGACCAGCAUUCCUUGACUAUAUUCCUUCAUUAGUGAAGCCUAAUAAAGGGCCACUAAAACAACAUACUGAUUUUAAUACCCAAAAAGAUCAUAGAGAUAAAGAAAUAAUUGAUAGUAGUCCUAGUUCUUCCGAAAUAAUAAAUACAAGAGUAAAAACGGAUGGAGAGUAUCCUUUAUCCAUCAGUCCUGAGGCUAGUAAACCAUUGUUAGUAGAUAUUCAGCCUUCAAGAGUAGCUAAUGUAUUGAUACCUCAUGGAAGUUCUACUGCUUUAGUUUUUGCCGGUUCUUCUGAGCCACAUAAAACAGGAGACUAUGUUGAUGAUCCUUUGCCAUAUCCUGAACCUGGUUAUUUUGGAAGUUUUAGUAUAGAUGCACCGCAAAUGACUAAUGUACAUAAUGUUGCUCCGAAUAAUAAUAAACAAUUUUUAGCAAAUUCUAAUAUACGCUACCUUCUGGAACCUUAUAAGCCUAGUGUUCCACCAUUUCAUAAAGAACAACCAUUCAGAAAUGAUUUGAAGUCAAAAUGGAAGGAUGCUAAGCAUCCUAAUAAUUUUAAUAAAAUUCCACCACCAACUAGUAAUCAAGAAGCUCACGUUCAAAUUGGUCCACAAAUAACCUCAUACGAUCCUGAUAUUUAUAAUCCAGUUAAUGGAGAAUUCGAAAAGUACAACCAUCUUAAAGGAAAUGAUAAAAUUAAAGAUGGUAAGGAAGUUAUAGACAAAGAAUACGAAAAUUAUCUGGCAGUACCACCUCCACCUCCAAAAUUACAUUUAAAUCAAGAAAAUGUAUAUGAUAUUAAUAAACCUUACAAUCAGCGCCCUAUAGUUCAUACAAAACCAGUGCAAGAUAUGAAAGUAUUUUAUAACAUACAGCAUCCUAUACCGAAAAUAACACCCGAACAACAACCACCCAAAGUGACAUCUGAGAUAUAUUUCGCAGCUCAAGCACCAAACAGCAAACCAACCCCAACGUAUACAAUACACAUACCACCAUCACCAGCAACAUAUCUUAAUCCUUACAAAAAUAAUGGACCUAUAAACAAUGUUCAAACAGAAAAAUCUACGGGUACUAAUACGGGAAAAGUACAUAAUUCUUUUUCAGUAAUAUCAAAUCCAAAUAGUGGAAAUAAAUCACUUAUAACAAAUAAUCUAUACAAAACGGACGCGUCAUAUACUGUUACUCUUAACACAGCAACUAAUAUAGCAAGUAAUGUAAAAGAAGGACAAGUAAUUGGAUCAAGUGUACCCGUUGCUAUUGGUUCUUCAUCUGAUAAUGAUCAUGUGAAUGCAAAUAUUCCGAUUGGAACAAAUUUUGCAAUUACUGUAGAAGAUGCACCAUUACCUUUUGAAAGCUAUAAUUUACAAGAUAAUCAAAAGCCUGAUAUUGUUUAUGAUAAUCGCCCUCAUAUACCUAUUGCAGUUUCAGUAGGAGACAACAGAUGGAAUAUCAGCACAGUUGACAAAAAUGAAUCAAAACAACAAACUAGCGAUUUAGGAAGCCACAAAUUAAAUCAUAAAUUUGUAAAACCUGCACAAAAAGUAGUCCCAUCUCUUAAUAGUCAUGCAAAUUUCCCAAUGAUAAACGAAUAUACUACUGCAAUAAGCAAAUACAGUGAAGAGAAACCAGUAACUGAACAUUCUAUAAAUACUGCAAUUUCUGACCAAAGAAGGCCUGCAAAAUUGAUACCAAAUGUUCCAACUAAUUCCCAUGGAUGGUAUUCUAGUGUGGUUAAUAAUGAAAAUAACUUAAAUAAUAUCAAAGUCGAAGUAACAACAAGAAAGAUAAUUCCUUUGACAAAUAACUUUAAUUCAGAUACCACUCCAGAAUUUGGUCAAAAGAUAGCAAGUAUAGGAAAACCACCUGGUUUUUGGUCCCAAGAUACAUCGUCUGUAUUUUCAAAUUUUAAUGUAGGUAAACCAUUUACAAAAACAGAAACUGAAUCGCCGUUAUAUGAAACAUCCAUACGGAGUACUUCUACACCUUAUAAAUAUCCUCACUAUAUACCGUCAAAUUUCGACAGUAUAAAACAGCCUGCAUAUGAUAUACCUAUUAGGGAUAAUAGCGAUGAAACUACAACUCCUAAAAUUAUUAAGGUAACUACCAUAAAAUCUAAUCCAAUAUAUGAAAAUUCAGAAGAAAUUUAUGACGGUGAGGAAGAAAUUGAUAAUGCUGAUAACAUUGAAGGAGAAAUUAGUUCAGAAUCGAUGAAGGUACCUAUUGUGAGCUCAUCAAGUGAAACAAAUAAUAUAUCCAAAUCUACAACUGAUAUCACAUUGCUUAAAGACGAAGUUUUUAAACCUCCCAAAGACACCAAAGAAAAACAUGUACAAUUUGUAGAUUUCAACCCAGGAACACAAACAGAAAAGCCGUUCAAGAACAAUAGCAAUAUAAAUACUUUCCAAUCAAAUACAAUAAAGCCAAUAACCGUAUAUGAUAAUAAUCCACAUAUGAAACCUAGACCAUUUACAGUAAAUACUAUGUCAACAUUAGAUCAUCAAUUACAGCAACCACACUGGCAAAUAAAUCAAUUAAUGGAAAAUGCAACUAAUAUAUCAUACGAAGACAAUUUGGAUUUAAAUAUAGGUGAAGAAAUUAAUACAUUUAAGCGACCAUCUUCAACACAAAAGCCACUAUACCACAAUAUACAGCCCGAUAAUAAAUAUAAAAAACCAUUAAAACCAGUAUUUUCACAUUCAAAUACAACCCGUAUUGUAAAUGAGUCGAAUAUUAUUACAUCCACAGUUCAGAUUCAAGACAAAAAACCACUGAUUGUUGAAAAAAUUAAUGAAAAAACAACUUUGCCAUCAUUUACGAUACCAGAAAGUUUAAAUGCAAAUCAAGCAUCGACUGAAAUAAUUUACUUAUCACCUCCACCACCUACCAUAGAUUAUAAUUUUAGACCUUCUACGAAUGAUGAAAUUAUAAUGGGUAUGAGUCCUCCACCUCCAAGAAUUCCAUCUGGAAUCAAACCGCCUACCAGAAUGCCGUCAACUCCGAGACCUCAUCCUAUUAUUCCUAUACGAACGCCACCUCCCUAUAGACAUAAACUUCAAAGAACUUUGCCUCCAAGAAUACCAACACAGAAACCUGCAAGGAAACCAAUACAAAGAGAUGAAGUUUCUACAUAUAGACCAGCUUUUGAUAUUCUCAAUAGUGUUCGUCGACCAGUAUACAGUCAUGAUCAACCUUCUUCGCAAUUGUUACCACCCCCAAGAGAAGUAUCUACAAGGAUCAGUAAUACUAUGAGUGAAAUACCUGUACUUACUAAUACUCUGUCUUCAGUAUCAAACGUAGUAUUCCCAACACCCAUUUCUUCAGGAUGGUUAACAUCAUCAGGUGUUGAAUUUUCUUCAAGCUUUAAUUUUGCUCCUACUUCUAUUCAGUUCCCUGUUAUUAAAGAAACAACUAAGGUAUCAGAUACGUCAGAAACAGCUUCUGCUGAAAAUGAAUUUUCAUAUGAAAGUGAAUCAACAUCAUUAGAACAUACUGAUACAAGUUCAGAAAAAUCAGCGACAGAAGAUAGGAUAUCCACUUCCAAGGAAGUUCAUAACACAGAAUCCACCACUCAAAUUACGAGCUCUGAACAGAGUGCCGAUUCAGUUGCUAAUGAAUCGAGUCAAGAAGAAAAUACUACUAAAAAACUAAUAGUAGUGCCAUUAGGAAAUAGGAAUAGAACUCGUAAGCCAUAUCCAAUGCGGCACAGUGAUAAGAAAUCGACUAGUACUAGUACUUAUAAGGUAUCUCUUAAACCAACAACAGCUAUAAUUAAGCCGACAAGGACACUGUCACGCCCUGAAAUUUUAUAUCCAACAAGACAGAUACCUAUAAAAAAAGUAACGAAACCAACACCUAUAAGAUUGCCUACUUCUUCCACAAGUAUUUUGGAGAGCUCUGAAUCUGUAAUUGACGAUGAUUUUAUAACACCGACAGAAGUUCUUAAAGAUAACGUAUUAUCAUCAACAUCACAAACGAAGGCAACUGAGGUGAUAGAUAAGGCAAAUGAAUUAUCAAGUGCUUUAGCUACUCCUACGUUAGAUCAAGUAUUAUCAAGUGUAAAACCAACGCAUCAUGCUGGUAACGAAAUAAAAAUUUCGGAUGAAAUAAUGCCGACUAAAACGGAAUUUAAAACUACAGUUAUCACUCUUACCAAGACCUUAUCUGAACCACCGAAAACCGUAUCGAGUAUAGGUUAUGUAAAUCUAACCCAUACUUUAACGGUUACACAUACGAAAACAAGCCUUGUAAGUUUAUCAGAGGGAGCUGUGACACAAACACUAGUCUUGACUAAUACUCAAACAUCUACAAUAGUUGAUGUGGUUACAGAAAUUCAUACUCAAGUGCAGCCAACAACUAUUAUUGAAACUGUUACUAAACAUAUACCUAUGUUAGUAGAACCUACUUCUGUUCUAGAGGAAAAAAUGAAAACAAAAGUACCUUUAGAUGAUAUCUCUAUGUCUUCAGAAGAAAAUGAUAACCUUAUUAUCAGAGAGCAUGGUACUACAGAAAACGUGCAAAAAAUAGAAUCUGAAACUGAGGGAGAUAAUGAUACAUUCUUUGUAGUCAUGAACAAAUCUCAAAACGGUGGUCAUGCUCCUCCAAUAAGUAACGAUGUUGAAACUGGAGAUUAUGAUGGAAUUACUAGAAAUGAACAGGUGAACAGUAAUGGUGUAUCUCAAGUACUGUUUGGCGAAAUCCUUCUGGCAGGAACGCCAUAUUUAGAAACAACAAAUGUAGGCAAUUUACCUGCAUUCGGAAAGGAAUGCCAGCCAGAUUGCAAAGCUUCAAGGAAUGAACGAUGUCAGCGAAUUGAGGGAAUCAUGAAAUGUGUUUGCAGACCUGGAUUCGCCAGAAUGUUCCCUGAUAGACCAUGUAAACCUACUUACACAUAUUCAGUGAAGUUGGCAUUGGGAUCACAAGGCAAUGAACGUCUUACAUUCCACCAGAGUCUCUCUGAUAACUCCAGUAAGCAGUAUCACGCGUUGGCUGUUGCAACUCACGAAGGAAUCAAUAGAAUGGUGAUGCAGUCGGAUCUUAGAGACGUCUUCCAUGGAGUGCACAUCACAGGUUUCUCCCCUGUACAGAUGAAGGCACAGAAUGGAGAUAUUUACCAAGGAGUUAUGAAUGAUUUUUAUGUGCAGCUUUCAGACAACGCUCACGAGAGUCGAUUGAAGGAAGUCAUCGAGAAGUACUUGAGGAACAAUAACUACAGUCUUGGUGGUACUGAUGUUCACGCGGCUGGAGAAUUGGUGGACCGACUGAAUGUCAGCGAUUUCGACGAAUGCGUCAGUGGGCAAUUCCACGAUUGCUCCGAGCAUGCGCAAUGCUUCAAUCUUCGUGGAACAUACACGUGCAGUUGCUUGGAAGGGUAUGCGGACCUCAGCGUCAAUACCUUGUAUCCUGGCAGAAUAUGUUCUGCGGAGCCAGUUGGCUGCGAGCGCUGCAACUAUCACGGCGCGUGCUACUCACGCGACGACAGACGGGUGCUAUGUGAAUGUUUCCAAUGGUACGCCGGUAGCUCUUGUCAAAUAAAUCUUAAAGUGGUGCUGAUCUCUCUUGUGGUGGCUGGCGCGGUGUUGUCGGUGGUACUAGCGGUGUGCGCGGUGGUGGCGUGUUCGAAGCGGCCCCGUCGCCAGCCACGCUCCAUCGUCGCUUGCAUACAGAACAUGCCUAGUUUACACCAGGGGGCAAUGCCAUCAAAGCAGCGGGCAGAUCGUCGUGCCCUGAUCAGUGAGCGAGGAGAAGUCGGAGACGCUUCUAGUAUGCAGAAUGCUUCUCUCCCAUAUAUGCCAGCCAAGCGCCCUUCGUCCAGUAAGAAAUGCACCAUGUCUGAUCCACCAACUCAUGACGCCCCUCCGCCCCCUGCUCCGGCUGUCAUGAUACCCAGGGCACGGCUGCACGCUCAUCACGAGAGUCGAGAGAACAUAUCCAGAAAGAAGAGUUUGGAACUUAGUAACGAAGCUAAACUUAUCAGUUAUUUGGAGUCAGGUGCGAUCAAUACUAAUGAAGAGAUGCGAAGAAAACACAGCGUAGAAAGUUCAUAUAGCGGCAAUAAGGAGAGACACAACAAACAAGGUGCAUUAGUGUCCGCUGGCUUUAAGGUGUCAACAACGAUCCGACCAGACGAGACAAACAUGAAGGAAGAGAGAGAUGACUUAUCGUCUGUGCACAAGGCGGAUCUAGAAGCAGAGUUGUCAAGGUUCGAUUCCCUUAGGAAGUCUUAUAGUCAAGAAGACAUUAUGUCCGAAUGGACGGAUGCUGAGAGACGUAUUGGAGAACUAACAUUGUCGGAGGCGCGGUCGAUCGGUGGUACACUGCCAGCCAGCACGGGCAGAGCCGCUUCUUCCACGCGACUCACCCACCAGGAGGCAAACACAAUGGCAGAACGCGACCUCGGCUCCACCUUCCUCUUGCCACACGUGCACCUCUAUAAACCGGAUCUUACGAGUGACGUAUCAGAAUUCGACUCCCUGUGAAGACAAACGAGAUUCGGUCAUACAUUAGCGUUAUAAGUAUUAUUUUUGCUUAUCCAAUUCUAUAUUUUUACAUAUAUACCACAUGCGGUGUUACUCUUACCACCAAAGCAAUGACUAAUUUAUUACUAUUUAUUCAUUAAAACUUAUAUUGAUUUUAAUUUUCUUCACGAGAACGAAAUUUAAAUAAAAAUGCCAUAGUAAGUCUAAGCAUUAGUAUAUAAGUGUGUAAUAAUGAAAAUAAUUUGAAUGAGAAAUCAAAAUGUAUAUUAUUAUGUUAGUUUAUUUCAAUUAUUUAUAAAAAGCGAUUUCUUAUUUGAAGAAUUUUCAUUGUUUUUCUUUUUUCUGUUUUCGGUAAUAUUUAAAGGAUUUUAUUUCGUGCGCUUUGUGCCAAUUUUCAUAGUUUGGUGUCAGUUUUGUAUUCUAAUUUAAAUACUAUUUUUUACAAAUAUGUGUUUAUUAUUAAAGUUGCUUUACUAAAAAUACACUAAUCAAUCAAUAUAAUAUUAGUAAGCUCGCCCUUCGCCACGUUGGUUCAAAUAAGAAAAAAAAAACAAAAACGGGCAUUUCAAAUGUUACUUACCUCACAACGGUAACACUUGUUAAUUGCUUCUGACUACCCCAUUAGGGAUUACGGUCGAGAGCAUAUCUUUUAUAUAUACUCUGAGCAUUAGUAAUUCCUACACUUCGAUUCUACUCUACUAAGUUAGUGAGUGUAUUACAAAUACAUAAAUAUUAUAAUAUGUAUGUGGGGACUUUUUUUUUUUUAAUGGAUGAUAAUGAAAUGGUAGCCCCGUCUGCGCUAUUGGUAUACGCUGGCGGGACACCAGUGAGGGAUGAUAGAUGAGGGUGAAGCAGGUCAGUUAGCCCAUCGUAACAAAUUCAACAAUAAACCAAUCACGAUGGUUUCCAGGGGGAACCGCGAGGAGGUCGACCUGAUAGGGUUUAUUACUAGCAAUGGGGUUGCUAAUCCCCAUUACUAACAAUCCCUUCCCCCCUGUAUGUGGGGACUGCGUAAAUCAUCAUACAUUUUAGUUCAAAGUAUGAAACGAUUAAGGAACCAUGUAGAAUACUAACCAACUAGUAGAAUACUUUAUAGAAAAUCUACCAAACUUCAAAUGAGUUAGGACAAAAUUACACUUGCAUGAGACACUAGUCACUGUACAUGAAGUCGUGUACAGCUUGCUAGCAAGUACCUAGGUACUGAGUAACGGGGCAUUUUCUAUCAUUUAGAUCAUUCAAUUCUGUGGUUAUCUUACACAUAAUAUUUUAAAAGAUAUUAAAAAUUUCUCCUUGAUAAAAUUAAUCAGAGAAAAGUUACAUUCUUAAUAUUAGUAUAUCAUAUAUAUUCUAAAAACUUACUAAUAGAUUACUAAAUAUAUUAGUAAAUUUUAGUUACGUAUAAAUGUGAAUUAUAAUUACUAUCUGGUCGUAUUAAAUAACUAAAAUUGAUAUUUUAGACCAAACAGUGAUUGUGAAUUAAGAAAAAAUAUAAAUCUUAUUGUAGUAUUUAUUGUUUGUUAGAAAUUCCUUCUACUUAAAACUUGUUUCUUUCAUAAUAACUGAUUAGCAUCCAACUAUUCAGUAUGGGGCCCUUUGAAUAAGAAAUAGGAAAUUCAGUUGACUAUCUUUGAAUUGACACUAAAAUUAAAUUUAUAAGUUAUUUCAUGUUAUAUUUUAUAACCUUAGAUUAUAUACAUAGAGCAUUGAGCCUCAAAAACGGGUCAACUUUUUGUCAGCUAAUCGUUAAAUUAGCUGACUCGUUUUUUUUUUAUUAAUGUUUUAUAUACUUACGCACACAGUGUAUCUUGACGUAUCUAUAUUUAAUUAUUUAAUAAAUUAAAUGAGUAUUUGCGAAAAUUAAAAAGGUGCAAAAUUUAUAAGACAAAAUAAAUAUAGAGUAAUAUUCACUCGUAACUAUUUGUCACGCAAAAUUGUAUGAAAAAGUUGACCCGCUCUUCUCGAAGCAUUUGUAUGGAGACACUCUAUUUAUUAUAUAUAAUUUAAGGUUAAAACAUAGAUUGUGUAAAUCUAUUUGAUGUAAGUACGGAUUUCGUAUAAGCUUUAAGUAGCCCAGGCUAAGGAGCAUCGGGUAAAUGCUAGUUUGACAUAAUUUUAUAAAGAAAAUUCUAUGUUAUUCUAAUGUACCUUUUUUAUAUUUUUGAAACAGUGUUAUCGCAGAUUAAGCUAUUUAUUUCAACACGUUACAUUGUUUUUUGUUAAUAAAUACUUUUAUGAAAUCCUAA
Molecule: messenger RNA, 10700 nt
Organism: Galleria mellonella (greater wax moth)
Lineage: Eukaryota; Metazoa; Arthropoda; Insecta; Lepidoptera; Pyralidae
Exons: 19
Coding region: 241-8457 (2738 amino acids)
Molecular function (GO): calcium ion binding
Source: RefSeq, a predicted model, not a curated record